Molecule: messenger RNA, 5994 nt
Organism: Schistosoma curassoni
Lineage: Eukaryota; Metazoa; Platyhelminthes; Trematoda; Strigeidida; Schistosomatidae
Source: the annotation of a GenBank genome assembly
GAAAGGUUUGUUGCUUAUUAUUUCCGAGUGGCACUUUUUGAGUUUUGUACUACUGUAACCAAAUGUCACACACCUCUUUCUCAUUAAAGAUGUGAACAGUAUAGUUGAAAACUCACAUUUAUUCAGAAACUAUCAGUAAUGUCUGUGGCCUAUCAUUAAUUAACAGAUUUUCAUUUUAAGCAAUGAAGUUAGGGUCAAUUUAGUUAUCUUUUUUGCAUAGUAUGUGCUAAUAUGAGUUCCGUGCGUGAAAUUUCGGCAUCGUUACUUUUGCGAUCAAUAUGUACUCUCUACAUAUAAACGUCAAGAAGAUCGGUUAAAUUCUGAAUAUUCACCCGGCAACAUACGUAUUCAGUACUCGUAAAUUUUCUGAAGCCAAGAUUGGGAUGUGCGAAGUUUAUAAUUUCGUCAGUCUCCACACUGAUUGUGGUCUAUUUGAUUUUUCUACAAUUUACAGGUGAUUGAGAUGACUGAACUAGUAAUAUACUCAGUGAAUUAAUUCUUUCAGCGAAGUAGGGUUUGAAAAGUAACUAGUAUCCAGACGGCUGAACUUAAACAUAUUAUGGUAUCCGGAAGUUUAUUUAUGUACGAAACUAUGGAUGUCAAAUAAUUUAUUAACUAAAGAUUAAAUUGAGAACCGUAAUACAACUCACCAUCCUUUACUCCUACUCGUAGUAAGGUCAUUGUGUCAUCUAAUCGGGUGAGAGUUGAAAUUGGAACUAAUUAUUCGGAAAAAGGCAGAAGCGAAAGCUUUUAGUCAAGUAUGUGGUACUAUUUUAAGUAUUUAAUGUAGCAAGUUUUCUCUCAAAGGGUUCAGGUAGGUUAGUUGAUGUUUCAGAUAGUAGCCAACUACAAGAACUGACUUCUAUUAAUGGUUGAAAAAUAAACUCACAACCCAAUAUGCUUUGGGUAAUUUGGGAAUGCUUGCCCUAGAGUGUGUGGGGAGUGAACUUCAGUAUAUAUUCUGGUGGGGAGUGUUUAUGACUAAAUUAUUAUUAGAUCGCCACUAAGUCAUCUAUAUUCUUAAAUAUAUGGGUCCAGUGUUCCCAGGAAUUACUAUUGGAAUCCAAAUCUAGAGCCAGGGACUGAUUUUGCAAUUUAUCUCUGAAUACACUCCAAAGUAGUCCUGUCCUUUUACAGUGGAGCCAAAUAAAAUUAGGUUAGGUAGAAACUCCUAUCAAACUGGUCGAAGUACAUUUCGAAGUUACUAGCAUAAAGCUGGUACAAAAACCAUUUUGUCACCACAUGAUUUUACACAGUAACGGACCAAAAUAUCUCUACUAACGAUACUUCUAAUGAAGACUUAGUCAGGUAUUUGUGGUUUAGAUUAUGCUAUAAAUUUAAUGUUUAACUCUUUUAAGAUUUGUAAGUUUACUCAUUUCGAUCUGCCGAACUUUGAAAUCGAAUCAGAUCCUUAUGAAAUGACAAUCUACCCAUCUGGUUGUAGACUUCAGUGUUUCACAUCAUCAGCUGGAAAUUUGUUUUGAGAAUACCUGGAGGGGAAUGUUGCCAAUGCAAAUUAAAAAUGCAACUUGCCUGACACUAAAAAUUAAGGGUUUUAGUAGGGGUUUCUGUAUUUCAAGGGAGUGGAUAAUUUACCUUGACAUUAAAUAGGUGUUGGCCAGUCGACCAAAAGGGACUAACGACUUAAGGUUGCUGAUAAAACAAAAAAAUUGAUCCAACCAAAGAUCGACAAAGCGGAAAUGUAUUGCGCCAAUCUGUUACUAACUACUUAUCUUGAUCUAAAUCCCAAACAGUUUACUUUUAGUCUCACUGAUAUUAAUUUUAUCGUUUUGUUAUAAGGUGUGACGACUUAGAAUAUUAUUAUUUUGUUGGGCCUGAUGUAUCUGUAUGUCUGCGGUUGUAGCCAACUGUUUAAUAACCUCACAUUACCAACAUGCGCGUGACUGUUGUAGAUGGUUUUAUUGUUGCGAAAUAAUAGAAUGUUUCCACCUUUGCUCACCUCUGUUGAAUUAAUUCUCAUGGGGACAAGAUUAACACCAUUGUUUGAGUUUUAGUUGACCCUAGAAAACUGACUUCGGAAUAGCAUCGUUACAAAAUUUGGAAACAUCAAGAUACUAUUCCUAGUUAAGCAUUUAUUCCGGCGAUCUAGGUUUCCAAGUUUUAAGGGGCUCUUCUCUAAUACUACAUUCUGUUCUGCUCAUGUUUCUUAACGCUUUUGAUGUUGCAACCGGUUCUAUCAUUACCAGUCUUUUUUAUGUAUGAUAUUUUUAUCAGGUCAAAAACUGGUGAUGUAUAUGUAGACAUGAUGCAUUCGACUUCCAGCCAAUGGCUUCAACCAUUGUCACACAGCCCCACUACUCAUUUCCCAGCAUCUGGUCUGCCUUUCAAUCAUUUGCACCAAAAUUUACCCACCCAGUCUAGUCCAAGUGUUAUGUUAGCAUCUCAGAUCACUUCAUCUGAACCACUAUUUCCUUUGUCAAAUACAUUCACUGUCGAUACCCAACCUGGGACUUUUCUAGCAGAUAUAAAUUCAGAACCUCAGCCUCUUGGUCCAUUGGGUACUAACUAUUACGGUUUCAGUCAUGAUCUAUCAAGUGGUGUUGAUUCUUCCCCAGCUAACUUGUGGUACAAUCCUUCUACUCCAACUGGCCCAAUGACGGGGUCAUUACAGAGGGAAUGCAAUAUAAAUGUCGACUGCUCAAGUGGUCUAGGGCGUAAUGAUGACCCGGUGCAAUUGAUUCCCGCGUGCACCUCAGCUACAGCAAAAAUACUCACUUCACAGCUUUACGAUUCUAUGCUUGGUGGUAUCAAAGAUCCAAACAGUUCAACUGUCAGUGAAAAUGAUAUUUGUUCUCGGUUAUCAUCGACUCAUACAACUCUAUCAUCAAAUUUAUUAACUGGUGGAAAUUACAAUUGUCCACCGAUAACUACACCCUUGUCAUCAUCAUCAUCAAUAUCAUUAUCUUCACGGAAUAGAUCAAACAUAGAAUCGAUCAUUCGAACUGAUCAUAUACAUGACAAUCGUGAUCCUUGUAUUUACACAAAUUUAAAUGUUGUUCCUGUUGGUGGAAAUAAUACAUCAUGUAUGUCAGCUUUAUGCAGUAGUGGUGCUGGAAAUGAUGAUAUUGAUUCACGUCGUAUAAUUAAAUCAAGUAUUAUCCCGACUGGUAUUGAUGAACCCAGUAAACGUGAAAUAAAAUCUCUUCAUUUCCAAUCAAAUAAUCCAUUGAUUGCAUCUUCGGGAAUUUUUGAUUCUUAUUAUGGAAUUGAUUCUGUGUGUGAUGGAAAUACAAUUCCAAGCGGUUGGUCAAAUACAACUAAUGUCAUUAAUCCAGGUUGCGUAGUGGCAGGUUCUGUUCAUACAUCAAAUUUUCCUUCACAUAUUUCCAAUGAUAAUAAUAAUAGUAGUGCCUGUCAGUUGACGUCUGAAUUGACUUCUGUUCCCACCUAUCCCAAUUCUAAUCCCUCUAUCCAUCCUGAAUCUACUCAUCCGACACAUGUAAAUAUGGGAAUGAAUUAUUCUGGGGUCGGUGGAGUUGGUGGUAAUAUGUAUGCACCGACUACAUUACAACCUUGUCCAUUGGUUGGAUUAUCUGAUUCUUCCAUUCAACACCCAUGCAAUAUACCUCAACCUGUUCAUCCUUUAGAUCCUAAUCCUUCAUAUUCUUCCAUUGGGGAAUAUACAAUUCAUCGUCAAUCUUCUGAUAUAACCCCACCAUCUGGUCUAUUACCUUCAGUUGUCUAUGAACAACACUCACUUGCAAAUCUCAAUACACAUAAUACAACUUCAAAUAAUAGUAAUAGUAAUAAUAGUACUACUACUAAUAAUAAUAACAACAAUUAUCAAAGUGAUAUGAUGAGUUGUAGCCGUGAGGCACUGAUAGCAUUAGCAGGAUCUGGCGCAGAUGAAAUGAAUUUCACAACUCGUUCAUCUAAUAUAAGUUUAACACAUUCCUCUACACCAACCUUAUCUGCUAGUAAUUCUACAUCUCAUGGCGGUGGUCGUGGAACAAGAGGUGGUCGUGUUGCUGGACACAAGCGUCGAUCAUCAUCUGUUAAUCCUUCCAAUUCUCUUAAUUUAGAAUCAAAUGGAAAUUCCAUCGAAGCUAACACUAGCGAUAUGACUUUGGGGCUGUCGAAUGCUUGCCCAUUAUCCUCUAAUACUGGUAUGAGCUCAGAAUGUUCAUCUCUUUUCGGUGAUUUUGACAGCAGUAGAAAUUUCGGACAUGGUCGUACGCCAAGUGUAUGUGGUACUGACUCUGAAGAAACUAUUGACCCAGAUGAAACACCUGAGCAAAGAGCUGAAAGAGAACGUAGUCGUAGGCAGGCGAAUAAUGCACGAGAGCGUAUUCGAGUUCGUGACAUCAAUGAUGCAUUCAAAGAGCUUGGACGCAUGUGCAUGAUGCAUUUAAAUAAUGAACGACCACAAACCAAACUUACAAUUUUACAACAAGCUGUUUCAUUAAUCACCAGUUUGGAACAACAAGUUCGUGAACGUAAUUUAAAUCCUAAACAAGCUUGUUUAAAACGUCGUGAAGAGGAAAAAAGUGGCGAAGCACCACAUUUCAGUGGUAGCACUGGAGGUGGCUGUGGUAGCAGCAGUAGUAGUAGUAAUAAUACACAUAUCAAUUCAAUUGGAAGCGCCAUAAAUCGUUUGUGUAAUACUAAUUCAGUGAAUUAUUCUACUCCUGUUGUAACAUCGUCAUCACAAAAUCCAUCAAGUCAUAUAUUGGAUUAUGAUCCACGUCUAUCUCAUAUUACACAUGGAACUGCUGUCUAUGGCGAAAAUUUGCCAAUAGUUAAUAGUCGUAAUGAUUAUGCAUCAUCGAGUACUGGAUCUGCUGGAGAUGUUUGUACUCCUGGUUAUUUACAUUCUGAAGUUCAACAAUGCCCAUCGGAACCGUAUACCCAUAUUACAUCACAACAACAACAACCACAUCAUUUGUCGAUAGUUAAUAACAGUUUCACAAAAAAUGCUACUAAUAAUAAAUCUUCAGAUAAUUGGCAUUCUGGUUCCAUAAUACAAUCAGUUCAAUCCACACAUUCAUUAAAUAAUAAUUCACAAAGAUUUGGAACUAUUGGUAUGACAAGUCAUAAUUCAGGUGAAGAAUACGAUGAUGAUGAAGAUGAGGAUGAUGAAGACGAUGUUGAAAGCAGUGAAGAUGAAACUAAACCUUCAAUUGUACGUUCUAUUUUAAAACCUGAUAUAGACAAUGAUAACAGGCAUUCUUCUGUUCAUCAUUCAUCUACUUCUAUCCACCCUGAUAAUAACAAUAAUAGUUGCAGUGGAAGUUGAAUCUUUCUCUCUUUUUAUCUCUUUUUUUCUCAGAUGUUUUAAAUUUUCACAAAAUCAUCUCUAUUAUUAUUGUUAUAAAUUACUACUUAUUGACUAGUCCAGUUAUAUUUGUGCAUUUAUAUUGUUUAAAUUGCAUUUUCAUGCUUAUUGUGAGGUUCUUUUUUUAAAUAUUAUGCAUUUAUGCUAGUUUAUUUUAAGGUUUAUUAUUUCCACUGUUAUAAUUACCAUUAUUAUAUAAAUCAAGUAAUCAUAUACAUUAUAAAACAUUACAAAAAGUUUAAGAUCCAAGUAUGCUUAUUUUUGUGCUUAGUAUUGAUUAAUUUUAUAAAACAUAUACACAAUAUUGUUAUAAAGUGACAUAUUAAUCUGUAAUAAUGACAAUUAUGGUUAUUUCUACCCUUAUCCAUCUAUCUAUCUAUCCAUCGUCAAGUUACUUGUUCUUUCAGUAUCCAAUAUUCCUUCGUGAAAACGUUUAUAUUUUUUGUCUUAUGCAUUUAUUGUUUAAUUCUCCUCCUCCUCCUCCUCCGGUUGAUUUCAUCUUUGUUUGAUUCAGGUUACUUCUGGGAUUUGUACACAAUCAGUUACCUGUUUCAAAAUCUAUAAGUGUAUCUAUGUUUGUUGGUCUUUUAUUACUAUUAUAGUUGUGUUUAUUCACCAAGUUUAUGUAUUGUAUUGUUUCUAAAUUUAAUUGUUCUAGAGUAUGUUCUUGAAAUUAAAAAAAAAGAAUAAUGUUUUGA